This is a messenger RNA of Protobothrops mucrosquamatus (brown spotted pit viper), 390 nucleotides long. RefSeq names its product hypocretin neuropeptide precursor (gene HCRT). NCBI's taxonomy places the organism in Eukaryota, Metazoa, Chordata, Lepidosauria, Squamata, Viperidae. The record is from RefSeq and is a predicted model, not a curated record. The transcript is spliced from 2 exons. The coding region runs from base 1 to 390 and encodes 129 amino acids. Gene Ontology annotation, biological process: feeding behavior; neuropeptide signaling pathway.
AUGACGAACCACAGUAUUAAGGUUCAGAGGGCCACCUCAGCUCUCCUGCUCUUGCUGCUGUGCUCCUUUGCCAGGGCCAAGCAAGCCGUGCCAGACUGUUGCUGGCAAAAAAGCUGUUCAUGCCGCAUCUUUGAUCUGCUCCAUGGGAUGGGCAACCAUGCCGCCGGCAUCCUGACCAUCGGCAAGCGUGGCAGUACCACGACUACUAAGGGUUUCCAGAGUCGCCUCUACCGCCUUUUGCAUGGGUCAGAAAACCAGGCUGCUGGGAUUCUCACAAUGGGCAAGAGAGCAAAUUGGAUACCCUUGCGCCUCAACAAGAAUGCACCCAGCAUCUCCCAGAUGAUGCCAACCCCUGUGCUGCAGAGCCUGACCCAGUCAUGGGAUGCCUGA